AUGCUGGCGGAAAACCUGGUGGAGGAGUUUGAGAUGAAGGAGGACGAGCCGUGGUACGACCACCGGGACCUCCAGCAAGAUCUCCAACUUGCUGCUGAACUUGGGAAGACGUUACUGGAUCGGAACACAGAGUUGGAGGAUUCUCUUCAGCAGAUGUACACAACCAAUCAGGAGCAGUUACAGGAGAUUGAGUAUCUGACCAAGCAGGUGGAGCUCCUACGGCAGAUGAAUGAGCAACAUGCAAAAGUUUAUGAGCAAUUAGAUAUAACAGCACGGGAACUGGAAGAAACCAAUCAAAAGCUAGUUGCGGACAGCAAGGCCUCACAGCAAAAGAUUCUGAGUCUGACUGAAACCAUCGAAUGCCUACAAACCAACAUUGACCACCUCCAGAGCCAAGUGGAGGAGUUGAAGUCAUCUGCCCAAGGAAGAAAGAGCCAGGGGAAGUGUGACCAGGAGAAAUCGGCACCCAGAUUCUCGUGUCUGAAGGAACUCUACGACCUCCGCCAACACUUUGUGUAUGAUCAUGUGUUUGCCGAGAAGAUCACUUCCUUACAAAGUCAGCAAAGCCCCGAUGAGGAAGAAAAUGAGCACUUGAAGAAAACAGUGACGAUGCUGCAGGCCCAGCUGAGCCUGGAGCGGCAGAAGCGGGUGACGAUGGAGGAGGAAUAUGGGCUUGUGCUGAAGGAGAACAGUGAACUGGAACAGCAGCUGGGAGCCACGGAUGCCUACCGCGCUCGGGCGCUGGAGUUGGAGGCCGAGGUGGCCGAGAUGCGGCAGAUGCUGCAGUCAGAGCAUCCAUUCGUGAAUGGCGUUGAGAAGCUGGUGCCGGACUCUCUGUUCACCCCUUUCAAAGAACACAGCCAGAGCCUGCUGGAGGAGCUGUUCCUGCCUUUGCCAGAAGCACACAGAAGGCCUCUUAAGCGCAGCAGCAGUGAGACGGUGCUGAGCAGCUUGGCCGGGGGGGACAUUGUGAGGGGCCACGAGGAGACCUGCAUCCGGAGGGCCAGGGCUGUGAAGCAGAGGGGCAUCUCCCUUCUGCAUGAAGUGGACACUCAGUACAGCGCCCUGAAGGUGAAGUAUGAGGAGUUGCUGAAGAAGUGCCAGCAGGGAGAGGACUCCCUGUCCCACAAGGCUGUGCAGACCCCCAGAGCUCUCGCCAAAGACCUGGCGGGGACCAACGCCCAGCCUGAGCUGGGCACCAGCGGCUGGGAACCAGCCUCUGUCACCCCAGAGCCCGUCAGUUCCCCCACCACCACAACACCUCCGGAAUACAAGGCGCUUUUUAAAGAGAUCUUUAGUUGCAUCAAGAAAACAAAGCAAGAAAUAGAUGAACAGAGAACAAAAUACCGAUCUCUCUCCUCUCAUUCCUAA
Molecule: messenger RNA, 1371 nt
Organism: Puma concolor (puma)
Lineage: Eukaryota; Metazoa; Chordata; Mammalia; Carnivora; Felidae
Gene: CDR2
Product: cerebellar degeneration related protein 2
Source: RefSeq, a predicted model, not a curated record